AUGAAGCUCACAAACCACUCCACAGUUCCGGUUUAUACUAUCUCUGGCUCUUCUACCGCACGCCCCCUUCCAGAAUGGCUGGCUCGGAGGCGGAAGCGGAGCUUGAAAGCUGACCCCGAGUACGCAAACAGGGUGGAAUUGUUGCAAGACUUCGAGUUUGAGGAAGCCAGCCAGUGUAUCCGAGUCAGUGAGGAUGGACAGUGGGUAAUGAGUACAGGCUGUCAUUAUACGACGCGCUUACCGCGAUAUGGCCGCGACCUAGUGUAUGAUAGGCAGUCGGCCGAGGCGCUGGUUCCUGCCGUAGGAGUCAAUCAAGAUGGUAUGGGUGAAGUGUUCCGACUAAAUCUGGAACAGGGGAGGUAUAUGCGGAGCUACGAAGUAGACGUCGGUGGCGACGAUUUCACCUCGGCCGGAGGAGGGGCUUUGCAAGGUGGUAUAAAUACAGGAAGUGUGAAUACCGGAGCUGUAGCUGAAGAAAGUCAUAAUAUGUUGGCAUUUGGAACCUCUUUAGGAACCGUGGAACUAUGGGAUUCACGAGCAAAGGGGAGAGCUGCAGUACUUUUACCCCCCUCGGAUUCUCAGCCUGGAGAAGGGAGAUCCGAAAUUACAGCUCUGCAGUUUCACAGAUCUGGUUUAACUCUUGCGACGGGUUCCUCUCAGGGACUUAUAUACUUAUACGAUUUACGUUCGCCAGUGCCUUUGCUUAAAAAAGAUCAAGGAUAUGGCUAUCCCAUCCACACACUUAAUUUCCUUACACCCUCGACGUCCACGCGAGAACAAACAACCGAUCCAAAAAUUCUCUCAUCCGAUAAGCGGAUUAUUAAGAUUUGGGAUGCAAGGGACGGCACGCCGUGGACAUCAGUCGAACCGGCGGUUGAUAUCAAUUGUGUUGCUUGGUGCAAAGACAGCGGGAUGAUAUUAACUGCUAACGAAGGAAGACAGCAACAUGCCUUCUUUAUUCCUCAGCUUGGUCCGGCCCCGAGAUGGUGUGCGUUCCUGGAUAACCUCGUUGAAGAGAUGGCAGAAGACCCGAAUGAUCCGCAUGCGUUUAACACUGGUCAGGCGGGCUCUGUCUAUGACAACUACAAAUUCUUGACAGUACCACAGUUACGGUCUCUGAAUCUGGACCACCUUAUUGGAAGGACGUCGCUUCUCCGACCAUAUAUGCAUGGUUAUUUUGUGGCACAGCGGCUGUAUGAGGAGGCUCGCCUUAUUACUAAUCCAUUUGUUUGGGAAGAAGAGCGUGCAAAACGGAUCAAGGAGAAGAUUGAUAAAGAGCGUGAAAGCCGCAUCCGCGGAAAGAAGAAGGUUGCCGCAAAGGUCAACAAGAAGUUGGCUGAGAAGCUUCUCGAGAAAGAGGAGCGCCAUGAGAGACGUCAAGCUCAGAAAAUUCUGGCACAAGGUGGUGAUGAAAGCAGCGCCAAACCCGAGGCAGCCUCUACAGGAAAGGGUAUACUGCACGAUCCUCGUUUCGCCAAGCUAUUCGAAGACGAAGAAUUUGCUGUGGACGAAACGUCGAGGGAGUUCUUAGCUUUGAAUCCAAGCAGCGCAACUGCCCCAGCCGAAAAGCGUGAAAGAGGAUUAACGGCUGUCGAGGAAGAAGCCAUUGACGAGGUCCCCGGCUCGAGCUCCGAUGAAUCGUCGAACGAGCAUGAAAGCCCUGCCAAGCCUAAAUCAUCUACAUCCAUAUCAACAGCUUCCUAUAAACGAACAAAGCGGCCUCAACCAAAGAUGGAAAUUUCGUCAUCUUUUAGAACGGCCAAGUCUCGCGAUCGGUCGUUUGAGUCCCGAGUCCAGAAGACGCGAGCUAAAGAGCGGCCGGCUGCCACUAGUCGUGCAGUUGGCGAAAAGACCGUUACCUUCGCUCCUCGGGCUAAGUCGCGCGUAAAACCGAUGGCAGAGCCUGAAAGCAGAGGAUCAUACCGCUCUGCAAAAGACCGCCGGAGUGCAUCGGCGAACACUUUCCGAAAGAUGUGA
Molecule: messenger RNA, 1977 nt
Organism: Coccidioides posadasii C735 delta SOWgp
Lineage: Eukaryota; Fungi; Ascomycota; Eurotiomycetes; Onygenales; Onygenaceae
Source: RefSeq, a predicted model, not a curated record